GGAAGGUGAAGCCAUCUUCCAUGUUCACCCGCCGCCUGUAACAAGAACAGCAAGAACAGGAGACAUAGAGAGAGAAAGAGAGAGGGAGAGAGAAGAGGGUACAUUUUGAUGCUUGUUAACCGUAGAGGCAACCCAAAAAGCAUCUUCUUCGUCUUGAUCAAAGUCCUAACCUUAUACCCUUUGGUUUUCCUCCCAUUUUGUGUCAUACACACAUAAUUAGACACAUAACUAUCCUAACUACACAACCCUUCCAACUAUUGUCCCAUUUGUGGGUUGAUUGAGCCGUUUUUAGAGGCAGCAAGAGGGUGUUUCCCUCUCUUUGUUGGGGGGCUAUAAAGAGAAAGGCUUUGGGGCCAAAAGGGGGUUGGUUCCCAGAAAAGCAGUGAAAGGAAGAACCUUGUAAACCCCGUCAUUGUGAACAAGGGGUUUGUUCUGGCUUUGUGCAUUGGACAAGCAGCAGAGUACUAGUUUCACUGACCAACUUAAAAGGGUGGGAAAAAUGAAGUAUGUGUUGGUGACUGGUGGUGUUGUGAGUGGACUUGGGAAAGGAGUCACUGCCAGCAGUAUUGGCCUGAUCCUCAAGGCCUGUGGCCUUAGAGUUACCUCUAUCAAGAUUGACCCCUACUUGAACACUGAUGCGGGAACAAUGUCUCCUUUCGAGCAUGGGGAGGUUUUCGUCUUAGAUGAUGGAGGAGAGGUUGACCUUGAUCUUGGGAACUAUGAACGAUUUUUGGACAUUAAAUUAACUCGCGACAAUAACAUCACUACUGGAAAAAUUUAUCAGUCUGUUAUUGAGAAGGAGAGAAGAGGAGAUUAUCUUGGAAAGACCGUACAGGUAGUUCCACACAUAACAGAUGCUAUCCAAGAAUGGAUAGAACGUGUGGCAAAGAUACCAGUUGACGGGAAAGAAGGGCCAGCUGAUGUUUGUGUCAUUGAAUUGGGUGGAACUAUAGGGGAUAUUGAGUCCAUGCCUUUUAUUGAAGCACUUGGCCAGUUUUCAUACCGUGUAGGCCCUGGCAACUUCUGUUUGGUUCAUGUCAGCUUGGUUCCUAUACUUCAUGUUGUUGGUGAACCGAAAACAAAGCCAACUCAGCACAGUGUUCGUCAACUUAGAGGAUUAGGUUUGACCCCUAAUCUUCUUGCUUGUCGCAGUUCGAAGGAACUUGAUGAUAAUGUCAAGGCAAAACUUGCUCAAUUUUGUCAUGUGCCGCUGUCAAACAUCCUUACUCUCCAUGAUGUUCCAAACAUUUGGCAUAUUCCUUUGCUAUUGAAAGACCAGAAGGCACAUGAGGCGAUCCUGAAAGCAUUAAACUUGCUAGGUGUUGCAGCAGAGCCUAAUUUGAAGGAGUGGACUUCAAGGACAAAAGUUUAUGACAGAUGCGAUGAAACUGUUAGAAUUGCUAUGGUGGGAAAAUACACCGGUCUUUCAGAUGCAUAUCUUUCUGUUCUGAAGGCACUUUUACAUGCUUCUGUUGCUCGCAACCGAAAACUUAGCAUAGACUGGGUCCCGGCUGGGGAUCUUGAAGAAGUUACUUAUAAAGAGGAUCCUGAGGCAUAUAAAGCUGCAUGGAAUCUUUUAAAGGGCGCUGAUGGUGUUCUAGUUCCAGGAGGUUUUGGUGAUAGAGGAGUGCAAGGGAAAAUUCUUGCUGCUAAGUAUGCUCGAGAACAUAAUGUUCCAUUUCUGGGAAUUUGCUUGGGGAUGCAAAUUGCUGUCAUUGAGUAUGCACGAUCUGUUCUUGGUCUGCAUGAUGCCACUAGCACAGAAUUUAAUCCAGAAACCAAGACCCCUUGUGUCAUAUUUAUGCCAGAAGGCUCAAAAACUCAUAUGGGGGCAACUAUGCGGCUUGGUUCAAGAAGAACCUACUUUGAAGUUGCUGACAGCAAAUCUGCAAAAUUGUAUGGUAAUGUAAGCUUUAUUGAUGAGCGACACCGACAUAGAUACGAGGUUAAUCCUGACAUGGUAUCACAGCUAGAGACUGCUGGUCUGUCUUUUGUAGGCAAAGAUGAAACUGGGAGGCGCAUGGAAAUAGUUGAAUUGCCUAGCCAUCCUUUUUAUAUUGGCGUUCAGUUUCACCCUGAGUUCAAGUCCAGACCAGGAAAACCUUCUCCACUCUUCUCAGGAUUAAUCGCAGCAGCAAGUGAACCAAGGAAGAAGGUGCCAAAUGGUUACUCAAAGUUAGCUACGUGUAAUAAUAGACACUCACCAAAACUGAAAGCACACCAAAAUGUAAAGGGCUUCAAAGCACCAAAUGGUUCCUUGAAUGGUGUAUAUACCAAUGGCAAUAGUGUGUAUGUGGAUGGUAGUUGUUAGUGCUGAAGUCAGUGUUUGGUGCAUGCUAAUAAUCAUGGUAUAACUAAAAUAUCCAAGGGCAUUCUUUCUUGUGCUCGGUGGCUUGUACAGUUAGUGAGUGGAUAGGUCUUUUAGUUAGGGACUUGUCUUAAGCAUGAAGCAAAUUUUGAGUCUAACAGCUUUUGUAUUUCCUAGUGCGGUUGUGCUAUGGUGUGGCAGUUGCAGCCACCAUUGCUAUCACUCAUUGGUCAGAUAUAUUGGCUCAGACUUCACUUAUUCAGGCCAAAUAUUUGGGCUUUGGUGGCUUUUAAGUGCUGUUUAGGAUUUUUCAUCUUAGUAGUAUACAGGCUCAAGGUGUAAGAUUAUUUUAAACUGAGUGUUUUCUUUUGAGUGGCCAUUGAUGUAAACUCUUAUGUUAUGAUAAACAUUGAAGUUGAUUUUUGUUUGGUGUAAUUUA
This is a messenger RNA of Vigna unguiculata (cowpea), 2747 nucleotides long. RefSeq lists its product as uncharacterized. Lineage: Eukaryota; Viridiplantae; Streptophyta; Magnoliopsida; Fabales; Fabaceae. Gene Ontology annotation, molecular function: identical protein binding; CTP synthase activity. The record is from RefSeq and is a predicted model, not a curated record. Gene Ontology annotation, biological process: pyrimidine nucleobase biosynthetic process; CTP biosynthetic process.